GCAAUGGUAACCCCAAUAAUAACCCCCUCCCACUAGGAAACCCCCCAAGCUCAACCAGUGGGUUACCUGCAGCCCCCAUGCUAAACCGCGAUCCCCCUUCCUCACCCCAAAACAACCCCAGCCACCCUACCCUACCCCCCCACCCACAUCCUCAAAGCGCCUCCAAACGAGACUACCCCCCAUCGAUGGACCAGGGACAGACAAGGCACAGUCCCCCCUCUGGACCAGAACACUUCCACAGAGAGUACCCUCCUGGGGCCAAGGAAUAUCCCCCUGGUGGCCCACCCUCCACCGGCCCGGCCCGUGAGUACCCCAGCCCUCCCGGAAUGACUCCAAACCUGGGCCGAGACUACCCAGGUGGACCUCAGAUCCCCCACCUGCCCCACCCCCACUUUCCAGCCCAGCAGCCCAGAGACAGGGACCGAGAGAGGGACACCAACCAGCGAGAGUCGUCUCUCUACCAAAACCGUGGAGGUCCCCCCCAACCCCCGUCCCUUUCUCCCUCCUCUGCCUCCUCAACUCCUCAUGGACACCCUCCGAAUGCUCCUUACCCUCCUCCGCCACCUCCUCCCCCUCUCCCCACUCUCCAAACUUCCCUCGCUCAGCCCCAACCCCCCUCCGGCCUGGGACCCAAUCACGUUCGUCCGGCAAAUUACCCUUCCUCCAAUCAGACUCCUGCAACACCCCUCUCUCCUUUACUAAACCCCUCGACCAAUCAGAUGGGAGGUUUUCCUUCCUACCCGCCAGGCUCCUCCUCCGGGGCCAACAUGUCACUUCCUGGUUCAGGUGUGUCACCUGGCUGUCGGCCCUCACCCUUCCACAGCACUUUGAACAGCCACGCCCCCUUCAGCGGCCCCUACCACUCCAAUGGGAACAGUGGGAACAGCCUGGUCCCGACUAACAGCAAUAGUAACAGUAGCAGUGGCAGCAGCCAUACCAACUCUCUCUCUCAGUCCCUCUCACCUCAAAACGCCUCAAAAGGACCCCCACCUCUUAGUAACCCCGGCAACAACAAUGGCACUUCGGCCCCUGGCUGUAGCUCCUCACUUCCUAGAGAUGGGCAUUCUGAUUCGUCCACAGGUCCACCUCCCCCACCUGUCAUCAAGGAGGAACCAAUAGAGGAGAGGGAGGAGAGUGAAAGCCCACCUCCUGUUUUGAGAAGCCCCUCCCCUGAGCCCAAGCCGGUGGACAUUCCGAUCCACGCCAGCCAAUCAGCACGGUUCCACAGGGUUCUAGAUCGGGGCAGUGGAAACUCCUGCGCCCGCAGCGACGUUCUCUUCGUCCCCCUGGACGGCUCCAAACUGUGGAAGAAGAGGAACGAGGUGAUCGAGAGAGCCCGGAGAGAGGUGGAGCAGAGGGCCAGAGACCUGAGGGAGAAAGAGCGGGAACGAGAGAGGGAGAGAGAGAGGGAGCGGGACCUGGAGAGGCAUCUACAACAACAGAAGGACAAUAACAAUGCAAAUAUACAACGCCAGGGAUCCUCUCUCUUCUUCCCCUCCUCUUCCUCCAUCCUCCUCGACCCUAACUCUUCUUCAAACCCUGGGUCUCACCCUCAACCUCACCCCCAGCAGCACCACUCCCACCCUCACCCCCACGCUCACCUCCACCCCAGCCACCUCCACCCCUCCCUCUCUCAACACAUCCCACACUCCCUCCUCAUGCAGUCAAUGGGGGGUUCAACGGUGAUUGGCCCACAGGGGGCUCUGGGGAUCGGGUUAGGAGGGCCAUACCUGGGCCCUGACACCCCGGCACUGCGGACCUUGAGCGAGUACGCCCGGCCCCACGCCAUGUCCCCCCUCGGGGCUAGUCGCCAACACCAACACCCACAUGUCCACCAUCAUGGCCACCCUCAUGGCCACCCCCAUGUCCACCCCUCCUUCUUCCUCCCCCAGUUCCAGAACCAUGCUCUGGCCCACCCACAUCACAUGCCUGCUGAUGCAGCCACAGCGGCAGCUAUCUUGGGUUUCCUCUAUGGGGGCAGUAUGGAGGGAGGGCCAGGGGGGCAUGGAGGAGGACAUGGGGGGAUGGGGGGUGCAGGGUUAGGGGGGAUGGGGUUUCCCCAUGCAGUGGCAGCCCACCGUGAGCGCAUGAAGCCGGGGUUUGAGUUUAAGAGUGAGGACAGGGUGUACCAGCCGGGCUCCUUGGGAGAUCCUACGGCUCUCGCCCUCGCCCACUCCCACUCGCAUGCCCACGCACACGCUCAUGCACAUGCUCACUCCCUACUGCUGGGGGGAGGGGGUGGAGGUGAGGUGUCCAUUUACGGCACCCCCCCUCCCCAGGCUCCUCCACCCCCACCACCACCCCUCCAGAACCCAGCGUUAGCCCCACUCCCUCCCCCCAUCUCACCCCCCACCUGCCCCGGCCCCGGUGACCGCCCCUCCUGA
Molecule: messenger RNA, 2384 nt
Organism: Oncorhynchus keta (chum salmon)
Lineage: Eukaryota; Metazoa; Chordata; Actinopteri; Salmoniformes; Salmonidae
Product: arginine-glutamic acid dipeptide repeats protein-like
Exons: 4
Coding region: 78-2384 (768 amino acids)
Cellular component (GO): nucleus
Molecular function (GO): transcription corepressor activity
Source: RefSeq, a predicted model, not a curated record